AUGUCUUCUAACAUCUACAGAGAGCGUGAUCGUGAGGACGAUUGGGACGAGCGUCGUUCUGGCGUCUCUAUCAAGCGCUACGUCAUACCUACGGAAGAACGAGAGCGCGAGCGAGACUUGUUCUUUCGUGAGGAAUCAGGUCCUGGCGAGAGAGAUCGAGAGCUAGUCAUUCGUCGCACAACAGAGCGCGAAGAGCCCAUCAUGGUGCAGCGUUACGAGCGUGACACAGACUACGACCGAGACUAUUACGAACGUGAGUUAUCAGUGUCAGACCGGCCACGCCGUAACCCUAAUCCCAUCACCAUCCGUGAAGAUCAGCCGGUAAUCAUUCAAGAAGCCCGAGGUCCCGUUUACAUCAAUUCGCGCGAGUCUGACUACGAUAUUGUUCAUCGAUCAGAGGUCGACCGAGACCCAGCCUACUACUACCAUCGCCGUGUCCGAGAGUACGACAAUGACAGCCGCCGCAUGCGUCGCGAACUAAGCCCUAGUGAUUCUGUCUCUCAGGCUAGCAGGCGGCGCGACGACGAUUACAGCAGCGACGACAGCAUGGUUUACAUCCGGAAAGAAACCAAGGAGUACGACGAUCAUCACCACCGUCACCUGGCCUCAGGUGCUCUGGUUGGUGUGGGUGCCGCCGAGUUUCUCCGAAGUCGUCGAAAGAAAGAUGGGGAGGAAGUUGCUGGUGGCCUUGGUCGUAUCGGCCGCGAUGUAGGUGCGGGUGCCCUGGGCGCCGCCGCUGUUGAAGCAGCAUCGCGGGCAAAAGAGUACUACCGCAGCAAGAGCCGCCAUCGGUCUCACUCUUUCGAUGAUGAUCGAAGCUCCCGUUAUAGUCAUCAUCGCCACUACAGCCACAGCCAUUCCCGCCACAGGCGCAGCCGCAGUCGAUCUCACUCGCGUUCUCGCGCCCGAACAUUCGCAGAGAUUGGCUUGGGAGCUGCCGCCAUUGCUGGUGCUGUGGCCCUGGCUCGCAAAAAGUCAAACAGUGGUCGCAGUCGCUCGCGUUCCCGUCGAUCCCGUUCAGUCAAGGGCGAUGAUGCGAAACGCAGCCAGUCCCACCGCCGUAAGCACAUGGCAGAGGCUGGCUUGGCCGGAGCUACUGUGGCUGGACUGGUCGAGAGAGCCCGAAGCCGUUCGCGUUCCAAAAGACGUUCCCGCUCUCGAUCGAAGAGCAAGAUCCGAAAAGCCCUUCCCGUUGUUGCAGCCGGUCUAGGAUCUGCCGUGGCUGCCAACAUAUGGGACAAGAAAAAGGAUAAGGAAGCAGAGGAAGAGCCACGCCGUAAAUCUCGCCAUCGUUCGAGGUCGCGGGGACGCGCGCCAUCUGACAUCUAUCCCGACCCCACUCGCGACUCUACUGGCCUCAUCGAAUACGGCGAUCAUCCAGUGCACGGAAGCAUCCCUGCUGCGAACUAUUACGGCCGCCCACCCAGCUCUCAGGGCUACCACACAGACGCCUCUGACCGGCUAGCCAGGGAUGCUGGUCUUGGCUCUCGCCAUCGAGGCCGUACCCGUAGCCGCAGCCGUGCCAGGUUUAGCAGCAGCUCUCCCUCAAGCGACGAGGGCCGCCGUAGGCGCAGGAGUCGCCAUAGACACCGCAGUCGAUCACGCGAUCUGGCAGGAGCUGCUCUGGCAGCCACAGGUGUCGGCUAUGCGGCUCAUAAAUACGCUCAGCAUCGGAAGGAGGACAGAGAUAGGGAAAGGCAGAGGUAUGACAGCGAUGGACCGAGUCCCUUUGAGCAACCAUUCAGUCCCAGUCCUUACCCGCCUUCGCCUGCGACCGGCCCAGUAGAUAGCUCUCAGUACAGACCCAACAACUACUAUCCUCCGCCUCCCGGUUCAGCUCCAACUCCCGCGCCAGGUCCGAUGCCUUACAACCCGGCUGAUUAUCCGCCUCCACCCAAUUCUGGGCCGCCUCCGCAGCAGUACAGCUACCCUCCUCCCGCGGCCGAUGCAUAUGCACCUCGGCCCCGGAGGGCAGAUGAGAAUGUGAGUGCUACACGCGACUUCUCCUCUCCAACCACACAACCUCAACCGUACGAUGGUCUAGACCCCACUCGUCUAACAACACCGCGUCCACGCCCACGACGCAGACGGACGCGCGCUGGGAGCGAACCGCCCCAGUCAAAAUCUGUUGCCUUUGACGAUGACCCGCAGACAAACGAGAAAAACAAUGGAUAUGAAACUGAUGACAGCGACUCUACUAUCGAUGGAAUGAGCUCAGGCCGUCGUCGUCGCCGUCGUCAUCACCGGCGUCACCGUUCUGACCGACGCCGCUAUUCUUCGUCUGACCCCUACGCAUCGACAAAUGACCGCACUGCGGCGCCCAAGCAAAAUCAAACAGGCGCUCCUGAAUCUGAUUCCGAUGCCACAGUCGACCUUCCUGACCGGUUUGAUCGCCAAGGCCGCCUCCUUCCUCAACCUGGGGAUGACCCGCUGGCUGAUAAGGUCGAGAAUUUGCUGAGACGAUUCAACCGGGUGUUUGUAUAA
Molecule: messenger RNA, 2484 nt
Organism: Aspergillus mulundensis
Lineage: Eukaryota; Fungi; Ascomycota; Eurotiomycetes; Eurotiales; Aspergillaceae
Product: DUF3824 domain-containing protein
Exons: 3
Coding region: 1-2484 (827 amino acids)
Source: RefSeq, a predicted model, not a curated record